This is a messenger RNA of Stegastes partitus (bicolor damselfish), 1029 nucleotides long. It is a transcript of the gene her12, whose product is annotated as hairy-related 12. NCBI's taxonomy places the organism in Eukaryota, Metazoa, Chordata, Actinopteri, Pomacentridae. The transcript is spliced from 2 exons. Gene Ontology annotation, molecular function: protein dimerization activity. The record is from RefSeq and is a predicted model, not a curated record. Bases 12 to 464 code for a protein of 150 amino acids.
CCUGCACAGACAUGGCUCCCUGCUCCACCAGCUACUCCUCCAUCCACCACAUGAGGAUCUCUGAGAAGGAUAACAUCAAACUGAGAAAGCCUGUUGUGGAGAAAAUGCGCAGAGAUCGCAUCAACAGCUGCAUCGAGCAGCUCAAAGUCAUCCUGGAGAAAGAGUUUCACAAGCAGGAGCCCAACUCCAAGCUGGAGAAAGCCGACAUCCUGGAGAUGACCGUGAACUUCCUGAGGCAGCAGCUGCAGUCGGGCCUGUGUCAGAGCGACUACAACCAGGGCUACUCCCACUGCUGGAGGGACUCCAUGCGCUUCCUGGCUGCCAGCUCCAGCGCUGAGCCCUCUGUGGCUCCUCUGCAGGGCCUCCAGCAGCAGGACCAGAAGCUGCUUCAGGCCCAGAGAUCCAUCCUCAGGCCCACCACCCUGCAGGACAGCAGCAGAGGCCCGGUGUGGAGGCCCUGGUAGAGACUCUGUCACGCAGACACCCUGAGACCUGAGGGGCCUCGUGCUCGCCCUCACUACGUAGGAAAUAUGUUUCCAGCCUGCUCUUCCAUGGUGGGUUUCCUUACUGUCUCAUCACAUUGAUGGACAAAGUUGAAGCGAAGGCUCUCACUUAUUUGAAGAUUGUCCUGCUUUGACUCUGACGUGUACUUUUCCUUUGCGUUUGAAGCUGGAGAUUGAUUUUGAGUGACGAUGGUUUUGUCAGAUUUUGUGAAGUGAUUGUUUACUCCAGUGGAGUUUAUCUUUGGACUGCUUGAUGUAACAGUAUCUGCCAUACUGUGUUUUACUGACAGCUGCUGUUGAGAAUAUUUCUCUUUCUGUUUUGAAUUAUCUAUGCCAAAUUCUGUGUGUGAGCAUGAUGGUGUGCGUGUGUCUGUAUGUUUGUGCAAGUGGAUGUACAUAUUAACGUUUUGUGAUGGGAUGUUCAUGUUGCUGUUUUGCUAUCACAUGUAGGCUCUUAAAACCAACUCGUUUUUUUUAACAUUUGUAUGACAAUUAACAAUAAAAAGACACAAUCAUUAAAAAAAAA